AUGGUCGUUCAAUCGCACAUUGGACAGUUGCUAUCGUUGAAGCCCAUGACGAAAGGUUCUCAUGCGGAGUUGACAAGUUUGGUUGAUGUUGUUGAGAAGCAACUGGAAUCUCUAGAGUUCCAUAAUAUGAAAAUGCAAGACAACUUAUCAGAGGCGUUGGUGGUAAACUUGGUUAUCUCCAAGCUCGAUAUCGACACCCGCAAGGCCUGGGAAGCAACAGUGGAACAUGGGGAGCUGCCAAAGUAUAAGAAAACCAUGAACUUCCUUCGACAGCACUGCUAUAUGUUAGAACGGUGCGAACAGUCGUUGGGAUGUGGAAAAAUGAAGAAUGUUGUGUCAAAUACUCGGAUUCCUGCUGUCAGUAGCAGGGCGCACACAGCUACAGUUCACCCAGAAGGCUGUUGUGUGGUGUGCAAUGCAAAUCACAUUAUCGAGAUGUGCGACAAGUUCAAGGGGAUGAAUGUCAACAAUCGAUACACGAAAGCGAAACAAAUUGGAUUGUGUUUUGCUUGCCUGAAACGAGGACAUCGUACAGCAAACUGUAAAAUCGAUAGCAGCAAACUGUGUACCUGUAAACGGAAGCACCAUCCUCUCAUGCACUACGAAAUGAAAAAGGAAUCUACUGAGACGGCAACGGGCAAUGCUGAGACGAGUUCAGUCGCUGAAGGAUCCGGUUCAUCGAGUGGAGAACAGAUUGUAGCUAAGUGUGAAGUUCCUGUUCCAAAUCGUUCCGUGAAACAAGUACUUUUGGCGACUGCAGUUGUGGAUAUUGUUGAUUGUAGAGGAGUUGCGCACAAGUGCCGUGCGUUGCUCGAUUCUGGUGCGAUGGCGAGUUUCGUAUCAGAAAGAACGUGUGAUUUGCUGAGUUUGCGCAAGGAGUGCGUGAACGUUCCAGUUGUCGGCGUUAACGGAGGGAAGACAUUUGUACGGUUCAAAAUUAACGCUACUGUGAAAUCCAGAACGAAUGAAUGCAGUUUUUCACUGGAUUGCCUUGUGGUGCCUCGAGUCACUGGAGCAUUGCCAUCAUUGAAGCUAGACGCAACUAAUUGGCCGAUUCCGAAGAAGUUGAAGCUAGCAGAUCCAAGGUUUUUUGACCCGAGUCGCAUUGAUUUGCUUAUUGGAGCCGAGAAAUUCUACGAGCUACUUCAAGAAGGGAAGAUUCUUAUGUCAACAGAUCUCCCGUUGUUGCAAGAAAGUUUGUUGGGAUGGUUGGUUGCUGGACCAGUAUACAACACUCCAAAUGUUGUUAGCGUUCAGGUGUAUCAAGCUGAAUCUACAGUGGAGUCUGUGACACGACUUGAAGAUUUGAUGCGACGUUUUUGGAUGGUUGAAGAGCAAACGCAUGAUCCCUUGGAGAAUAAUGAUUGCGAACGUCACUUCCGGGCUACUUAUUCUCGAGCUGAAGAUGGGAGGUUUGUUGUACAGUUACCAUUUCGUGAGGGUGCAGGCAGUCUGGGUGAAUCUCGUAAUCAAGCUGAGAAGCGUUUCAAGGCAUUGGAGAACCGAUUGGAUAGAAAUCCUGAUAUGAAGAAGAUGUACUCCGAGUUUAUACACGAAUAUCUAGAUCUCGGACACGCAAGGAUUCUGAAUGAGAAUGAAAUCAAAGUUGAUGGAGUAUACUAUCUUCCACAUCAUUGUGUGUUAAAGCCAGAUAGCUCGUCGACAAAAUUAAGAGUGGUGUUCGAUGCAUAG
Molecule: messenger RNA, 1692 nt
Organism: Armigeres subalbatus
Lineage: Eukaryota; Metazoa; Arthropoda; Insecta; Diptera; Culicidae
Exons: 1
Coding region: 1-1692 (563 amino acids)
Source: RefSeq, a predicted model, not a curated record